Messenger RNA from Aspergillus wentii DTO 134E9, 1083 nucleotides. Its product is annotated as lytic polysaccharide monooxygenase auxiliary activity family 9 protein. The coding region runs from base 91 to 927 and encodes 278 amino acids. The transcript has 3 exons. NCBI's taxonomy places the organism in Eukaryota, Fungi, Ascomycota, Eurotiomycetes, Eurotiales, Aspergillaceae. The record is from RefSeq and is a predicted model, not a curated record.
CUUUUCCAUUCGUUUUUACCAUUGUAUUCUUGCUUUGGGCUGGUCCCUCAUUCAUUCUCUACAAAAUCAAUCAACCUUUUCAACUUCAAAAUGAAGCUCUCUCUUCUCGUUGCCGCGGCCAUCGCGCCCCUGGUCUCCGCCCACUACUUCUUCGACACCCUCAUCAUCGACGGCCAGGAAACCUCGCCCAACCAAUACGUCCGCUCCAACACCCGGCCCCAGAAAUACAACCCGACCAAAUGGGUCAACACCCGCGACGACAUGACCCCCGACGUGCCCGACUUUCGCUGCAACAAGGGCGCCUUCACCUUUGCUGGCCAAACCGGCACCGCAGAGGUCAAGGCCGGCUCCAAGCUUGCCCUCAAGCUGGGUGUGGGUGCUACCAUGAAGCAUCCCGGUCCUGCUCUGGUGUACAUGUCCAAGGCUCCCAGUGCCGCCAAGGAAUACGAGGGCGAUGGCAAGUGGUUCAAGAUCCACGAGGAGAGCGUCUGCGACAAGAACAAGGACUUUACCACGGAUGCCUGGUGUACGUGGGAUAAGGAUCGUGUCGAGUUUACAAUUCCUGCGGAUCUGCCGGAUGGAGAGUAUCUGAUUCGGCCGGAGCAUAUCGGCGUGCACGGCGCUCACGUUGGAGAGGCCGAGUUCUACAACACCUGUGCGCAAGUCAAGGUUGUCGGCGGCGGCAAUGGAACUCCCGGCCCUACUGUCGAGUUCCCCGGCGCUUACAAGAAAAAUGACCCCUCGUUCAACUUCAGCAUCUGGAAUGGCUACAAGGACUAUCCCAUGCCUGGUCCGGAGGUUUGGACUGGGUCGGGCUCUGGCAGCUCUUCCAAAGUGGCUGACACUACUGCUUCCUAUCAGGGAAAUGUGGGCACUUGCAGCAACAAUUUCCAUGUUCGUGAGCAUGCUCGUGAUUUUAGCUACUAAAGCGAUGGGGAAGACUUUUCCGGUUCUGUUGUUGAGGCUUUGGGGCAGGAUUGAUCUAAAGGUGUAGCUGGUGGUCUGUUGAAAAGUCUAUAUCCUAUACUGAGCUAGAAGAUGACUAUGUCAUCUAAAACUUGUAAUAGUGAAUUGAAGGCCUAU